This is a messenger RNA of Lachancea thermotolerans CBS 6340, 1569 nucleotides long. It is a transcript of the gene SMF2, whose product is annotated as divalent metal ion transporter SMF2. The transcript has a single exon. Gene Ontology annotation, cellular component: plasma membrane. Lineage: Eukaryota; Fungi; Ascomycota; Saccharomycetes; Saccharomycetales; Saccharomycetaceae. Bases 1 to 1569 code for a protein of 522 amino acids. The record is from RefSeq and is a predicted model, not a curated record. Gene Ontology annotation, molecular function: cadmium ion transmembrane transporter activity; manganese ion transmembrane transporter activity. Gene Ontology annotation, biological process: iron ion transport; intracellular manganese ion homeostasis.
AUGUCUGCAUACGCGCCUGUGCGACGCUCCGAAGCCAAUGAAGACGAUGUACCGCGGCCAAGCCUCGCUGAAGAGCCGGGCGUCAAACAAUCGAACAGGCUGGUCGCAAUCAUUCGAAAAUACGGCAGAUUCAUUGGGCCUGGACUCAUGGUAUCAGUGUCUUACAUGGACCCGGGGAAUUUCAGCACAGCAGUUGCAGCAGGCUCCGCACACCGUUAUAAAAUGCUUUUCUCGGUGCUUGUGGCUAACCUUCUGGCUGCGUUUUGGCAGUGCCUCUGCGCUAAGCUCGGGGCAGUAACAGGGCUUGAUUUGGCACAGAACUGCAGGAGGCAUUUGCCCCCAAAUCUAAAUCUCGCGCUUUAUAUUUUGGCCGAGGUGGCCAUUAUCGCAACAGAUCUGGCGGAAGUGGUUGGUACGGCAAUCUCACUGAACAUCCUGUUUAACGUGCCGCUGGCAUUCGGCGUGGUGCUUACUGUUGUUGACGUUCUGAUUGUGCUCAUGGCCUACAAGCCCAACGGAUCGCUGAAGUUAAUAAGAUGGUUCGAAAUGUUUGUGUCUCUUUUAGUGGUCGCAACCGUUGUGUGCUUCACGAUAGAACUGUUUUCAGUGAGCAUCUCAAACGUCGGCGAUGUCUUCAAAGGUUUCCUUCCUAGUAAGGCCGUGGUCGCGGACGAUGGCAUUUACCUCAGUUUGGCUAUUCUGGGCGCAACCGUCAUGCCGCACAGUCUUUACCUGGGCUCUGGAGUAGUACAGCCAAGACUUCGCAACUACGACAUUAGCAAUGGUCACUACAAGCCCAAUGAGACUGAUGUGGACAACAACCACGACAACUACAGGCCCUCUUUCGAUGCAAUCAAUGAUACGCUAAACUUCACCAUUGCGGAGCUGCUGGUCUCGCUCUUCACGGUAGCGCUCUUUGUGAACUGUUCCAUUUUGAUAGUGGCAGGAGCUACGCUCUACGGUACUUCUGAAAACGCUGUCGACGCAGACCUUUUUAGCAUCUACGACCUGUUGUGCAAAAGCUUGUCGAAGGCUGCGGGGACAGUAUUCGUCUUAGCAUUGCUGUUUUCGGGCCAAUCUGCAGGAAUCGUGUGCACUUUGAGCGGUCAGAUGGUCUCAGAGGGCUUUUUGAACUGGAGUGUCGCUCCAGCUCUCAGAAGGUCGCUGACGCGGGCCGUGGCAAUCACACCUUGCCUGAUCCUGGUCUUAGUUGCCGGCCGCAGGGGCCUUUCAGGGGCCCUGAAUGCUUCACAAGUUGUCCUGUCUCUACUGCUACCCUUCGUGUCCGCGCCCCUCCUCUAUUUUACAAGCAACAAGGAAAUCAUGCGCGUCGAGGUCGCUAACAACUGCUACUACGAUAUGCGCGACGUUGGUAUUCCGCUGCAGGAUCUCUGUGAAAAUGCCGAAGACAAUACCUCAGACGCCGUGCCGGAAACACAGCCCAAGUACGUGGACAUGAGUAAUAGCAUGUUCACCACGGUGUGCGCUGUGGUGCUCUGGGUUUGCAUCUCGGGUCUGAACUUUUACUUGCUCGCGAGCUUUUCCGUGGGCCAAGAAACGCAUCUGUAA